Oryzias melastigma (Indian medaka) is the source of this 5161-nucleotide messenger RNA. Its product is annotated as zinc finger protein GLI2. The coding region runs from base 592 to 4629 and encodes 1345 amino acids. The record is from RefSeq and is a predicted model, not a curated record. Gene Ontology annotation, molecular function: DNA-binding transcription factor activity, RNA polymerase II-specific; RNA polymerase II cis-regulatory region sequence-specific DNA binding. Gene Ontology annotation, biological process: smoothened signaling pathway; regulation of transcription by RNA polymerase II. The transcript has 14 exons. Gene Ontology annotation, cellular component: nucleus. Lineage: Eukaryota; Metazoa; Chordata; Actinopteri; Beloniformes; Adrianichthyidae.
AGGUAUUAAUGAUGUGGUCCAAACACAUUUUUAACUUAAAAUUAUCAAAUUUAUUAUUAUAAAAAUACACAAAAUGUAUUAAAAAAAUAUAUUUUAAUUAAUAAAAGUGUUUUAAAGAGCUAAUCAAUAGAAAUAGUUCCUGAAAAUAUCCAGCAUGAUCAGUAAUCGAUGAUCGGUUCGUCCCGUUGAGAGGCGGGUGCGCGGGAGGAAGGGGGGAGUCACCAGAGGAAGAGGAGGAGGAAGAAGAAGAAGAAGUGGGGUGUGCGGAGGGGCGGUGAGGAAGAAAAUAACGGCGCAUCCUCGCGGCUCGGCAGCAUCCCGACCGCGCCGCCGCACUUUCGGGAAAAAGUCCUGCCAAGUUUUCUCCUGAGAGGCCGCCGCGCGCGCGUGCCGCGGCCGAUGGAGCCGCGCGCCUCCGAACUUCGAGCUCCUCCGCGGUACUUUCCCAGGGAGGAGAAGAAGAAGAAGAAGUAGAGAGCGCCGCGCGCCUCGACACGGAGAGGAACCCGCGCGCGCCCCGGACGAAACUUCCCGAACCUCGAGCGAGCACCGGACCAGACGAAGUACGACCGAGAGAUCUCGUCCUCAGACAUGGAGACCUCUCCGCCGAGAUCGGCCGCCAAAAAGGACAAAAUGGACAGCGGCGGAGGCGGCGGCUUCGCCGACCUCCCGAAGAAACCCUCUCCGUCUGAAACUCGAGCUCCUCACCACCUCUUCCCAACCUUCCACACGCCGAUCCCCAUCGACAUGCGCCACCACGAGGGGCGCUACCACUACGAGCCCCACGCCCUGCACCCGAUGCACAGCUCGGCAGGUUUGAGUGGCACUCCCGUCAUCUCAGACCUCUCCCUGAUCCGCCUCUCCCCCGCUGCCAUGGCAACCGGCGACUCCCCCUUCAGCCCGCCGCACCCCUACGUCAGCCCUCAUGUGGAGCACUACCUGCGGUCGGUGCACGGCAGCCCCACCUUGUCCAUGAUCUCCGCCGCCAGAGGACUCAGCCCCGCGGAACUGGCCCACGACCAUUUGAAGGACCGAGGCCUGUUUGGGCUUCCUCCUCCCCCCGCUCCUCCUCCUCCUCCUGGAGCCAGCGCCGCAGAGUAUUACCACCUGAUGGCGAGCCACCGGAGCCCCUACAGUGAGCUGCUCACACAGGGGGCCACAGGGGGGGCCCACCUGUCUGACUACAUCUCCCCGAUUGAUGUGUCGCGCUUCUCCAGCCCCAGGCUGACCCCCAGAAUCAGCAGGAAGCGGGCUCUGUCCAUCUCGCCGCUAUCAGACGCCAGCAUCGACCUCCAGACCAUGAUCCGCACCUCGCCCAACUCCUUGGUGGCCUACAUUAAUAACUCGCGCUCCAGCUCUGCGGCCAGCAGUUCCUACGGACAUCUGUCUGUGGGGGGACUCAGCCCCACCUUCCCCUUCCCUCAUCCCAUUAACCCCAUGGCCUACCAGCAGCUCCUCUCCCAGCAGCGGGGGCUGAGCGCCUUCGGCCACACCCCGCCCCUCAUCCAGCCCCCGGCCACCUUCUCGACGCGACAGGCGAGCCUCAGCCUCUCCUCCGCCAUGCACAACAGCAACCCAACAUCCAAGAAUCCCGGAGGAGACUCGGCCGUCAGCAGUACAGGUGAACCGAUGAUCCACAAAAGGUCAAAGGUGAAGUCGGAAGCAGAAGGACUGAGGCCCUCGUCUCCUCAUUCGCCGAACCACCAAAGCAGCUUGUUGGACCUGAAGGACGACGUGGACAGAGACGAGUACAAGCAGGAGCCCGAGGCGGUCUACGAGACCAACUGUCACUGGGAAGGCUGCAGCAAGGAGUACGACACGCAGGACCAGCUCGUGCACCACAUCAAUAAUGACCACAUCCACGGAGAGAAGAAGGAGUUCGUGUGCCGCUGGGAGGACUGUUCGCGGGAGCAGAAGCCCUUCAAAGCCCAGUACAUGCUGGUGGUUCACAUGCGCCGGCACACCGGGGAGAAGCCACACAAGUGCACGUUCGAGGGAUGUGCCAAGGCAUACUCCCGUCUGGAGAACCUGAAAACUCACCUGCGCUCGCACACAGGAGAGAAGCCGUACGUGUGCGAGCACGAAGGCUGCAACAAAGCCUUCUCCAACGCUUCCGACCGGGCCAAGCACCAGAACCGAACUCACUCCAACGAGAAACCGUACGUUUGUAAGAUCCCCGGCUGCACCAAGCGCUACACGGACCCCAGCUCUCUCAGGAAACACGUGAAAACCGUUCACGGACCCGAGGCCCAUGUCACCAAAAAGCAGCGCAGCGACCUGCCGCCGCGACCGCCGGCCCCCCGGGAGAACGGAGAGAAUGAGAUGAGCGGUCGGGACACGCUCCAGAAAGAAGACAAAGUGUCCGACCACAGCUCCCCCAGAGGCGUGGAGGACUACCUGCACGUCAAGUCCAUCAAGACAGAAAACUCUGUGAUGCAUCAGCCCAGCCCUGGCAGUCAGUCAUCAUGUAGCAGCGAGCCAUCGCCACUUGGCACCAACCAUGACAGUGGAGUAGAGACGGCAGCGCACAGCGGGGGGAGCCUGGGGGAGCUCAGCCCCCUGGACGAUCUGCCGUUCGUGGAGUCGUUGGGGUUGGAGGACUUCGCUGGGGGAGGGGCGGCCACCGUGGGGCUCCACCUCCGGAAGCAGCUCUGCGCGAGCCAGCACCUGCAGCAUCUCAAGAAGGAAACGCUGAAGACGGUGAGAGAGUCCUGUCGGUGGGCCAGCAAGCCAACACCCCCGAUCCUCAACACCAAGCUCCCACCCAUACCGGCAGGCGAGAGUCCAAUUUGGGGUGAUGGUCCAGCUAACUUCCCUGGAUCCGGCUUGGCUGAUCUGAGCUCCGGUAAAGUGACACAGCUUGGACCCGUUUCCGAGCGCCGGGACAGCACUUCCAGCUCUUUGGGCUCGGUCUACACCCUCAGCCGCCGCUCCUCCGGCAUCUCCCAAUGCUUCUCCAGCCGGCGCUCCAGCCAGACGUCGCAGUUUGGCACCAACCGCCCCAGCAACGUCAGCUCGGCGGACUCCUACGACCCCAUCUCCGCGGACAUCUCGCGGCGCUCCAGCCAGACGAGUCACUGCGGGAGGAGCAGCGGUGGACAAGGGGGGUGGGGUGGCGGUCUUCCCAGCCCCCUCAGCCUAACUCCAGCUCAGCACUACAGUCUCAAGGCAAAGUACGCUGCUGCCACCGGGGGAGCACCACCUACCCCUCCUCCAUACAUGGAAUCUCUGAAGUCCCACAGGGCGCUGUACGAGGACUCCUUCACAAACAGGAACUGGGCCUCGAGACAGGACAGCAUCUCUCGAAGCCUGAUGCCCCAUGAAGUCCCAUCCAACAUGCCCCGAAGGGCCAGUGACCCCGUAAGGCGCUUAGAUCCUCUUACUCAGCUGAACAUGCAGCGCUACAACAGUAUGGGUACUCUGAGGGGCGGGACAGCCAUCCAUCCCCAUCCACCAGAAGAACAUCGGCGUACAUCCCUGCAAGGCGGCGUGAGACUGGACAUCGGUUUGCGCCGUUACACCUAUAGCCCACGGCCUCCGAGUAUUUUAGAGAACAUCACUAGUGAAGCGACAACAUCCAACAACAGGGGCGUGGCAGGUCGGUUGGACUUCCAGGGAGCGCCGCCUGUACCGCAACAGGUAGUUCUCCAGAGAAACUGUCAACUGUCCGCCUCAAGCAGGAGUCCAGGUCAACAGAUGAGUCCAUCAUCGCUGCAGGUCAGUUCUACCAGUCCUCACUGGGGACAAGGUCCGGUGGACAACUCUCAGCGCUUCCUCAAAGCUCAGCCCCAAAGUAACCUGGCUGUAGUCCCACAAAACCAAAACUUUGGACCAGGAGUAGACCGCUUCCAACCGUCGUUCAAUCUGAACAAUGAGCCCAGCGCUCAGUACAGGUUUAACGCUGGAUCCUAUGACCACAACGGAAACACCAACUACUCCCCUUGUGUGGCUGCAGGCAGCAUACCGAGAUGCAAACAGGAGCCCCUCCACACAAACUUUACUGGAUUCCAGUCCGCUCGGGUGAAAACGGACAACUGCGAUCCUCCGAAUAUUCAGUGCGAUCAAAGAAACCAUAACACAAUCUCCCACAUCAGCGUCCAGUCCUUCAACCAGAACUGUCUUCAUCCAAGACCACCAACAGAAGCCAAGGCUUUGUCAAGCUCAAAGCUGAUGGACACUUCCAGCUUAACCACGAAUGGAGUUUCAGGACUUCACUGUGUCUCGGACGACAACGCGUUGUACUACACAGGUCAGAUCCAAGUGUUUGAACCCAACGAGAGCGUGGGCUGUCGUGUUUCUCCUGUGGAGAAUAUACCUUCCUUUGAAAACGGUCAAGCAGCUUCUACCUUAACCGACAACCAGGCGCCCGUGACCCCGGCCCUGGAGCACGCUCAGAUUGACUUUGACAGCAUAUUGGACGACGGCGAUCACUCCAGCCUCAUGUCCGGAACUCUGAGUCCGGGACUGCUGCCGAGCUUUUCUCCAGGUUCCUCGCGCCUGACGACGCCGAGGAACUCGGUGGCAUUGCCUCCGGUGCAGUCGGGGACAGGAAAUAUGGCCAUCGGGGACAUGAACUCGCUGCUGACUGCUCUGGCAGAGGAAAGCAAGUUCCUGAACAUGAUUACUUAGAGAAACUGCUUCCAGCCAGCAAACGGGAAGCCUCAUAAGGUUCCGACCCAGGUUUCAUAGUGAAGUUGUGACUUCAAUUCUUUAAAAAAAAAUGACCAUUUUCUAUUUGUCGGAAAGCCAUACUUUCAAUCGCUCUUGUUGUUUUGCAGUUUUACCAAGUGCCUGUCGAGCUACGCUAGUCUGGCACACAUGAAAAUCGGUCCACCAAAUUGUUCCCGCUCAAAGGGACGCUUCUGUUUUUCAUUUACAGCAGUGUUCACAGCCCCUCCCCCACCCACCCCCCUUCAUUCAGCCAUCACUGACUGCAUCACAGCUGCAGAGAUGAACUGUGACGUUUCACCUUCAGACCUGAUCUGUGACUGGAAUCAUGAUCCUCACCGCAAGAGCAGAGGACGUCUUUGUGGAACUCCAGACAUAAAUAAUUAAAAAAGGGAGUUAAGCUGUUUCAUUUUGUAUGAUAUUUGUUGUGUUAGUAAUAUGUAAAUAUUAUUUGUACAUUUUUAAGAAAUACAAUAUGGACAGAUUUUUUUAA